This is a messenger RNA of Mya arenaria, 5664 nucleotides long. Its product is annotated as N-acetyltransferase ESCO2-like. The transcript is spliced from 11 exons. Gene Ontology annotation, molecular function: protein-lysine-acetyltransferase activity. Gene Ontology annotation, biological process: mitotic sister chromatid cohesion. The record is from RefSeq and is a predicted model, not a curated record. Gene Ontology annotation, cellular component: nucleus; chromatin. Lineage: Eukaryota; Metazoa; Mollusca; Bivalvia; Myida; Myidae. The coding region runs from base 83 to 2266 and encodes 727 amino acids.
CACAAUAUGGCGCCAAAUCCGGAGACUUCAUGAACUUUGCGGGAAACUAAACAAAAUAAAAAUUUAGUACGUAAAUAGUGGUAUGUUCAGAUUGAGUACCAUCGCUGUUAAUAUGGACACUCGUCAGCAGAAAAGGCGGUGGAGGUCCUCUCCUGGAAAAAGAGCUCGUGUUGGCCUUGACUUCGGCCAUAGUCCUUCCCCGAAGAAAAGAAAACUUGAUCAGUUGGAAGUUAAUCCAGAAAAUGUGUUAAAGCCCGAAAAAAGACCAUUUACAAUUCGAUCUUUCUAUGGCAAACGUGACAAGAACCAUUUUCCCCACUCCCCUGGCCGGAGAAAGGCUGCUGAAAAAAUCUCUGAAAGGGCGUUAAGUGAUAACACUGAUGAUUCUGAAAAUGACAGACAUGCAGAGAAAACUAGGAAUCAUGUGUCUAAAUUUGAUUUCCAUUCAUCUGGAUCAGCGGAAAGUGACACAGACACAGGGACAAGGUCAGUCUUACGGCAAAGAAAUGAGAAAUCAACCACUGCCAAGAAAGUACCUCUACAAGUUAAAAAAGUACAUGUAACCCCAAAAACUACUCAGUUACCUAGAAAGACUUUGUCAGCCUCAACUGGCAAGUUAACUGACAGAAAUAAACAGACGACGCCACAUUCCAGUACACCUUUAUCGGGUGGGAAAAAGUUCUUUAAAACAAGGUCUCCAGCAGCGGCUGACAAGUUGUUCGGCAGUGUCAUGGUAAAGAAAGGAUUUGAUGUCAAAUUUGUUUCAAGGAGGUCACUAUCAAAACUUACUGUUGAAAGCAAAAAAAGUAGUAGUAAAAAGAAAGCUGCUACUAAACAUGUUCAGAAAGUAAAGGCUUGGGAGGCUACACCAUUUAUGGAAGAAAUGCCAGUAAAAUUGGAUGGCACUCAGGUUGUAAGUGACGAAAACAAUGAGAGCAUUUCUUAUGAUACUGAUGCAGCUGAACAUUCUGAAAAUGAGUCUCCUGAGCAGGUAGCUGACAAUUAUGAAGAAAAUAAAGUCAAAGUUGACUCCGGACAUGAAACUGGGAAUUCUUCGGAUCUGUUCAGCAGUUCACUGGGUGAAUAUGUUAAGAGUAGUUUAAAUAGUUCUAAGUCAGAUAAUUCAACAAAGCUCACAGUGAAGGAGAAACUUGUGUCUGCAGAAAUAGGGCUAAUGGCAGACACAAAUAAAGUUGUUUCAGACAAUGAUGAUGAUGGAUCUUUGUCUUUGAUAUCAACCAAUGUUAGUGAUGGUACUGAGAGUGUUGGGGUAUCCGAGGACUUGUUUGCAAGUGGGCGAACUACUCCCAGUGAGCAGACUACAAUGUCAAGCAGUGAAAGAAACACUCCAGUAAAGGAUAAUCAAGCCAGCCCCCGGUCAGCCAGCAGCAACUCUGUCCCACCUACUCCAGACGAGGGGAAAAAGCUGUUUCCAAUAUUCACCAAAAAGUCCUCCCCACAGUGUAGUCAAAUCAAUAAACUCAGGCAAAGGACGUCCCCCGGAGGGUCUAAGAGGUCCCCAGGUCAGCCUGCCAACUCACCACUCCUCAAGUACACACGCAGCAAGGAUAAACUAGAUCAGAUGAUGCUGGAUGCUGGUCAAGUGAAGCGUUACGGGGCUACACAGUGCGAGGUGUGUGGUAUGGUAUACACACAGGCAGAGCCUGCUGAUGAGACAACACAUUACAACUUCCACACAAGCGUUCUCAAUGCUCUUAAGUUCCCAGGUUGGAAGAAAGAGCACCUUGUUCGUGAGUUUAUGGAGACUGGAGAUCGUGUCAUUAUGGUGACUGCAGAUGACCAGAAAUAUGCAACUAAGAAAGUUGAGGACAUCAACAAGAUCAUGGGAAAAGAACUUGGAUUUACAGAACCAACGCUAACCUUCAAACCAUCAUACAAGGCAUUCCUGUACAUAUCUGAGGAGAAGCGUGUUGAAGGCUGCUGUGUAUGUGAGCCCAUCUCACAGGGCUAUCGUGUGUUACCAGACCAGAGUCAAGAAAGCCAACACCACCCGGGACAGAGGCCCUGGUAUUGUAGUGAUUCUCCGGAGAAAGCGUCUAUCGGGAUAAGUCGAAUAUGGGUGUUCAGCCAAGCUCGACGGAAAGGGAUUGCUUCAAAACUCUUAGACUGUGUCAGGCUCUGGGCUUUGUAUGGUAUCGAGGUUCCCAUAGAGUUGUUGGCUUUCUCUGAUCCGACCCCAGACGGCAAAAUACUGGCUACAAAAUACACCGGCACAUCAAGCUUUCUUGUCUACAAGUAUCAAUGAUGAACACUAAUUAAUGUUAUCUCUUUAGUGUUGUGAUUAAUGGUUUUGUGGCUGUGAGAAUACAAGUUUAAGAGGUUGUUGUGUGUAAAUGCAUUGUGACUCUUAAGUCUAAAAAAGAACAGGGGCCUUAUUCAAUAUCGUUCUUAUCCUUAACCUUAGACAUGCCUUAGUGAUCCCAUUCAGUCCAUAGACCAGUUAUUUUUACAGUCCAAUGAAAACUCUGAGUUCUAAUCUUAAAAUUAAACAAACAUCUAAGAUGGUUUUUGAAUACAGCCCCUGAGGCCAUAUUCAGUAUAAUCCUUACCCUAAGACACGCCUCACUGAAUUCAUUCACUCCAUUGGCCAGUUAUUAUUACAGUCCAAUCUUAAAAUUAAAUGAGAUGAUUUUGAUCUGAAGUAGUUAUUGAAUACAGACCCAGACUAAUAAAUGAUUAUACAGAAAUACUUCAUUCUACUAGAUUUUACUUAGUUAUGUUUUAAAUGAAUAUUGUUAAAUAUUACACUGAUGGUUAGGGAUUUUAAAAGAACAUUUAAUUUCUUUUUGUUAGAGUCACACGAUAUCAUCAUGUACUGGCGAUAUUUGAUUUGCAAGCGUAGAGCUGAGCUCCACAAUGCUUUUAAUGCAAAAUGUGGAUGUAAUGGCUUAAGUUCAUCAGAUGUAGUUUUAUUCUUUGUCAGUAACAAGAAUCUCUGCUUAAUUCUUAAGAAUUCUCGAAUGUGUGGGGAAAUGAGGGGUGUGUCCUGGAAUACCCCUUAUCAUAUUUCUAAAAAAUAAUUAAACUAAGGCAAAUAAUGCCAGUCAUGUUUGUUUUAUAAAAAAAUCUUAAUUAGACUUCUAUGACUUCAUCGCAAACACUUAACAGAAGGUUUUAACUAGACCCAUACUCACUUGGUUAUAAAUUGCCCCUUUUUUUCGCAAAUAAAUUAAUGAAUUUGAUACAUUAUGUAGAGAAAAUAUGAAAGAAUCAACUUCUAUGUAAUCUUUUAGAAUGUUGGAAGUUAGGAGAACAGAUAUCAGUAAACUUUUUUGCAUCACUGUCAAAAUUGAAACUAGGAUAAAAUAACACAAGUCAAUAUUAAAGCUCAAAGAUAAUAGCUUUUGACUAUGACUUGAAAUCCAUUACCAUAAAUGUCUUCACAUUAAACUCACUAAUGGUGGUGGUGUGUAGCAGGAUUUAUAUUGUGUUUUUUGAUGGACAAGGAGCUUCUAGAAAAGAAGAAGUUGAUUGUUCUUAUCUGAUUUAAUAUUGCAUAUACUGGUAAUUAUGGUAUAUAGAAAUCUCUCAAAAUAUUGUUUUAUGCUUGGUUUUACUAUCAGAUUGGAUCCAUUUUAGGCACAUCCUAUAAAGUUACACCAUUCUUUUCAUGAAGCAUGUUAGCUAUUUAUAUAAACAUGUUUUAUAUUGUAGUAAUUUGGACUAGAAGACUAGAUGUUACAUGAUCAUACAUGUAUGUUAACCAAGUUUUUUGCAGUAUUUUGACAUUUACUUGUAAAAGUAUAUGACAAGAGAAUGGUUGGAGUGAUUAUUCAUUCACCAAACAGCACCCAUUCAUUUAUUUAUCAUUUUAUUACAUGUUGAAAGCACAACAUAUGCAACUAUAAUAUGUUUAUACAAGAAAUAUUUUUCAUCUAAAUCAUAAGGAAAGAUACAUGAAAUAUUUUUUUAUCGGAAUCACUUUAGGGAAUAUGGAUACAUGAACUUUUUUCAUCUUAAAUUAUGGGGAAAUUUUUCAUGAAUUAUUUUUCAUCUUUAUCAUGACGAAAUGUUGAUACUUAAAUUAUUUUUAUUUAAUUACUUUGAAAUGUUGAUACAUAAACUUUUUUCAACUAAAUCAUGAGGAAAUGUUGAUAAUUGAAUUUCAUUUCAUCUUAAGCAUGUGGUAAUGUUAAUACUUUAAUUAUUUUUCAACUCAAGCAUGUGAAAAUGUUUAUACAUCUUGUUAAAAUGUGGUAAUGUUGAUUUUUCAAUUAUUUUUCAACUCGAGCAUGAGGAAAUGUUCAUACUUGUGUUAAUAUGGUAAUGUUGAUUCUUCAAUUAUUUUUCAACUCAAGCAUGUGAAAAUGUUCAUACUUGUGUUAAUGUGGCAAUGUUGAUUCUUCAAUUAUUUUUAGCUCCACUGGCCGAAGGCCAUGGAGCUUAUGUCGUCACAGAUUGUCCGUCGUGAGUGCGUGCGUAAACUUUUACUUUAAACGACAUCUCCUCUGAAACUGAUAAGCGGAUUUUGACAAAACUUCACAGGAAUGUUCCUUUGGUGGUCCUUUACCAAAAUUGCUCAAAUGGUUCCGGUCCAUUGCACAAUAUGGCCGCCAGAGCUAAAAAUAGCAAAAUCUUUAAACGACAUCUCCUCUGAAACGGUUCGGCAGAUUUUGAUGAAACUUGACAGUAAUGUUCCUUGGGUGGUCCUUUAUUAAGAUUGCUCAAAUGGUUCUGGUCCAUUGCACAAUAUGGCCGCCACAGCUAAAAAUAGCAAAAUCUUUAAAUGACAUCUCCUCUGAAACGGAUAGGCAGAUUUUGAUGAAACUUGACAGAAUUGUUCCUUGGGUGGUCCUUAACCAAAAUUGCUCAAAUGGUUCCGGUCCGCUGCACAACAUGGCUGCCAGGGCAAAAAAAUAGAAAAACCUUUAAAGAACAUCUCCUCAGAAACCGAUGAUCAGAUUUUGAUGAAACUUAACAGAAAUGUUCUUGGAUGGUCCUUUAUCAAAUUUGCUUCAAUGGUUUCGGUCCACUGCACAAGAUGGCCCCCAGAGGUAAAAAUAGAAAAACCUUUAAACGACUUCUCCUCAGAAACCGAUGAUCAGAUUUUGAUGAAACUUGACAGAAAUGUUCCUUGGGUGGUCGUUAACCAAAAUUUGUUAAAUGGUUCCAGUCCAAUGCACACCAUGGCUGCCAGAGCUAAAAAAUAAAAAAAACUUUAUACGACUUGUCGUCGAAACCGAUGACCUUUUUUCGAUAAAAUUUGACAGAAAUGUUUGUUUGGUGCUCCUUUACUCGAAUUGCCCAAAUCAUUUCGGUCCACUGCACAACAUGGCAGCCAGAGCUAUUAAAGUAAAAAAAUUUUUUAAAUAACUUCUCAAAAAUUGAUGAUUGUAUUUCUAUGAAACUUGACGAAAAUGUUCGUUAGGUGGUCUUUGCUUGAACCUUUUGGCCAGUGGAGCACAGGCACUGAUGUGCCUCUUGUUCAAUUCAAGCAUGUGGGAAUGUUGAUAUAUGCCAUGUACUAAUUCUCAUCUUAAUCACGACAAAAUGUUGACUAACUGUUUUUCAUUUUAAUUCUGUGGACAUUUUGAUACAUGAAAUAUUAUCUAUAUUUUAUUUUAAUGAUGUGGAAACAGAGGAUUUUCAGUUAUUUUUACACGAUGUGUAUUUCAAAAUAUGAAUAAACAUGAAAUAUAAGAG